Stegodyphus dumicola is the source of this 825-nucleotide messenger RNA. RefSeq lists its product as uncharacterized. Gene Ontology annotation, biological process: positive regulation of actin filament bundle assembly. Gene Ontology annotation, cellular component: actin cytoskeleton; nucleus; Z disc. Gene Ontology annotation, molecular function: actin binding. NCBI's taxonomy places the organism in Eukaryota, Metazoa, Arthropoda, Arachnida, Araneae, Eresidae. The record is from RefSeq and is a predicted model, not a curated record.
UCUCAGGUGCUGCCCUGUUUGCUAAGAGGAAGAAAAAGUCAGAAGAAUGGGUAGUAGACGAAGAAAAAGUGAAGACUCUUUUGCGGGAACAAGAAAAGAAAUCUAGAGUAGCAACGCCUAAUCCACCCUUCAAUCAAUACUCUGGAAUUGGAAGACCAGAAGUGAAACUUGUCAAGACGCCCUGGGAAGCAGCCAUGGAGAACCCCUAUGGACUGUGCGACGCUGCUUUUGCAAGGGUCAGUCCCGACGAGCUCGCAGACACAGUGAUUAAAGCGGCCGAUAAUAAACGGAGAAAUUCUAUCACCACCAACAGUCGGGAACCUUCGAGGCUGGAAGACUGCAUAUCCCCUCCUGCUCACGUGACCCCAGCUGCAGCCCACUACGACAUAUACCACGCCAAGGCCCCCAAAGGAUGGUCUGGGACAACACCAAUCGUGGAUAAUACGGCGGUCACAACAUCUACUGCCCCCGUUGUCUCGAGAAACAUCCAGCAAGAUGUACGUCCUAACGGAUAUACGCCUGCGAAGAAAAUGGUUUUCCAGAACUUCAAUGCCACUCCAAGAUUAUGGAAGGGAACGAGUGCUUAUUAGGGAGCAGAGGCCUAUCUGUAGGCUUUGUAAUAUAUAUAUAUAUGUCCUGAGAGUUUGGUAUGAAGCUGAACUGAGGCGAUAUUUUUGGAAGGAAUGGCUGCCUCGGAUUGGUUGAACGUCUGUCCGUGUGGAGCGAAUGCCGAAACUUGACGCACUUCUGGCUUGUCUUUAUCAAUCAUGUGCAGUUAUAAGUCUGUGUAAUCGCUUCAAUAUUAAAACAUUUCAUUUACUGUAA